GCUUCUUCUCGGUCCAGCGCCGUCGCUUUGCAAAAAGUCCUUUUUUCUGUUCUCUGAUACCGCUCCGAAAACUAUUUCUUUUAUAUUAUUUUCCGAGAAAAAAAAAUUCCAUCCAGCCGAAAAUGAGCGACUCCCAGAAUCAAGCUGGAGAUGUGUCUAGCAGUGCUGACCGUAUGGUUGGCAUGGAUCAUGCAGAGAUCCGUUACUUCACAAGUUAUGAUCAUCAUGGCAUUCACGAGGAGAUGCUGAAAGAUGACGUGCGCACAAGAUCCUAUCGCGAUUCCAUCUACCAGAACCGCCACAUUUUCAAGGACAAGGUUGUUCUCGAUGUCGGAUGCGGCACUGGAAUUCUCAGCAUGUUCGCUGCCAAGGCUGGUGCGAAGCACGUAAUUGGAGUUGACAUGUCCUCGAUCAUUGAAAAGGCUCGUCAGAUCGUUGCAGUCAACGGCCUGUCGGACAAGAUCACUCUUCUCCAGGGAAAGAUGGAAGAAGUUGUUCUUCCGUUCCCCAAGGUCGACAUCAUCAUCUCUGAGUGGAUGGGAUACUUCCUUCUCUAUGAGAGCAUGCUGGACACUGUUCUCUAUGCCCGUGACAGAUAUCUCAACCCUGGCGGCCGGAUCUUCCCCGACAAGGCCACUAUCUACGUGGCUGCCAUCGAGGAUGGAGAGUACAAAGAUGACAAGAUUGGAUUCUGGGAUAACGUGUACGGGUUCGACUACAGCCCGAUGAAGGAGGUCGCCCUGACUGAGCCUCUUGUCGACACCGUUGAGAUGAAGGCCCUGGUCACAGACCCUUGCCCUGUCAUCACUUUCGAUCUCAACACCGUCACCACCGCCGACCUGGCCUUCAAGGUUCCCUAUACGCUUAACGCCAAGCGCAGCGACUUCAUCCACGCCAUCAUUGCUUGGUUCGAUAUCGAUUUCACUGCCUGCCACAAGCCCAUCAGCUUCUCUACUGGCCCCCACGCCAAGUACACCCACUGGAAGCAGACCGUCUUCUAUCUGCGUGAUGUCCUCACCGUGGAAGAAGAAGAGUCUGUCACCGGCUUCCUCGAGAACAGGCCCAACGACAAGAACAAGCGUGAUCUGGACAUCACCCUCUCCUACAAGUUCGAGACUACAGACCCCACCCGCUUCGCCGAGGGCAGCUGCUUCUACAGAAUGUGCUAAAUGCACGCUCUUCCUCACCUGUCUCUAUUCCUUUCUAUGUGAUGACAUGCAUUCUUCAUCACCCCAAGACAUUAAUUUUUCUUCACUGUGGGCAGCAUAGCAUGAGGGCAGAAAUUCUUGAUGAACAUAGGGUGGUCGACUGGUCUGAUUUUGUUUGAUUUUUGUUUACUUGUCCUUGUUCCGCGUCUUUUUCUUUUUUUUCAAUCUGUCGGCGUUUCGGGAAGGCCAGGGAAACGGCCGUGUGCGGCGUGAUACGAGAUGAUUUCCGAGAGACGGUCAUGAAGC
This is a messenger RNA of Penicilliopsis zonata CBS 506.65, 1454 nucleotides long. RefSeq lists its product as hypothetical. Gene Ontology annotation, cellular component: nucleus. The record is from RefSeq and is a predicted model, not a curated record. Lineage: Eukaryota; Fungi; Ascomycota; Eurotiomycetes; Eurotiales; Aspergillaceae. The transcript is spliced from 7 exons. Gene Ontology annotation, molecular function: protein-arginine N-methyltransferase activity. Bases 123 to 1169 code for a protein of 348 amino acids. Gene Ontology annotation, biological process: peptidyl-arginine methylation.